AAAAAAAUGUUUUUCUGUCGCAGUCUAAGUGCGUGUCCUGUGAUGAUUGGUUUACACCCAUUACGCAAUUACGUCAUCUCUGUGUGACGGUAACUGUUGCGAGUGGUAGAAAAAAUGGCACCUUCCCCAACAAAGAGGAAAGAUGAAGACAAGGGUAAACAGCGAGGAAAGGAGAAAUCAGGAGCCACGAAAGAAGGAGCUGACAAAGAUCGAGGUCGAGAGAAGAAUCGCACACGCCGCAGUGCUUCUAGUGGGAGUAGCAGGUCCAGCUCCAGCUCCAGCAGCAGCUCCAGCUCCGGCUCCUCCAGCGGCUCCAGCUCCUCUGGCUCUAGCCACUCAGGUUCCUCCAGCUCCCGCUCUUCGUCCUCUUCCUCCUCCUCCUCCUCACCAAGCCCCAGUCGGCAGCGCCACAACAACAGACGACGCUCACGUUCCAAAUCAGAAACAGGAAAAAAGGAUGAGAGGGACAGGCGACGCAGAAGCCCCACGCCCAAACCCACAAAGGUCUACCUGGGCCGGCUGACCAGAAAUGUUAUCAAGGAACACAUCCAGGAGAUCUUCUCCACUUAUGGCAAGAUCAAAAUGAUUGACAUGCCAAUAAACCGCGUCCCGCCUCACCUGUCCAAGGGCUAUGCCUACAUUGAGUAUGAGACACCUGAAGAGGCUGAGAAAGCUCUGAAACACAUGGACGGAGGUCAGAUUGAUGGUCAGGAAAUCACUGUAACAGCUGUGCUGGCUCCCAUUGUGCGUCCUCCACCUCGCAGGCUGUCCCCUCCACGAAGGAUGCCCCCCCCACCACCAAUGUGGCGACGCACUCCACCGCGAAUGAGGAGAAGAUCUCGGUCUCCACGACGACGCUCACCAGUACGCCGCAGGUCUCGUUCCCCUGGGCGUCGUCGCCAUCGUUCUCGCUCCAGUUCCAACUCCUCCCGCUAAUUGAUGAGGAACCUCCAAUGACCCCUUUUUUCUGGAUCUUUUUCUCUGUUGUGUGAUCAGUGUGACCAAGCAAGCAUGAAAGAAAUGUUUGUUUCUACUGGUAAAUAUUAGUGACGAGAGACACAAAUACCAAAAGCAAUACUGAAUUUCCCAAUAGGUUGUUGUUUUAGCCAGUACAUUACAACAGUAAAUCACCUUUUUAACCCUAAAAGGAAUUAGACAGAAAAAAU
Molecule: messenger RNA, 1166 nt
Organism: Betta splendens (Siamese fighting fish)
Lineage: Eukaryota; Metazoa; Chordata; Actinopteri; Anabantiformes; Osphronemidae
Product: RNA-binding protein with serine-rich domain 1-like
Exons: 7
Coding region: 115-936 (273 amino acids)
Biological process (GO): mRNA splicing, via spliceosome
Cellular component (GO): nucleoplasm; ASAP complex; cytoplasm
Molecular function (GO): RNA binding
Source: RefSeq, a predicted model, not a curated record